CAGAGUCCGGUGUCUUUAAUCCACACCGAUAGUUUCAGUCCCCAGCAUCCACAUGCAUACCGCGCGCGAACUCAGCAGGCAGAUGAGCAUGUAGGGCCGACGUGCCAUGAUAAUCCACGUGCUGUAUAUUAUAUACUGGGUUGCAAGGCAGCCGUUUCACAUAGAUCGCUCAACGACAAAUAUCACUUACACACAAGCAGCUAACGUCCAUCAGUGGUCAGGCCUGAAGAGCGGUCCACAAGCAAACAAACACAGCCCACGUCAAUCGGUGCAGAGGGUGCGUUGCGUGUGUCCUUCUGUACUUGUUUCCAAACGAGUCGAGGCCGCCCCUGUCUUUGUCUUUGAGCAUCUGCGAAGAUCACACACAAGGGGACGAGACGUUGAGCAGCACACAUGCUUUGGGCGUGUCUGUGGCCACCCCUCACCGAUUCAAUCUGCUUCCACUCCGCCUCGCUGUCCUUUUUGCCCUUCUUGCCCUUCUUCUUGCUCUUCUUCGGUUUGUCCUCGCCGCCCUCGUCCUUGGAGGCGCCCGCGGCGUCCUUUUUCUUCUUCUUGCCCUCCUCGUCGUCGCUGUCAUAGUAGAUCUCGUGCGAUGUGCCGAUGUUGUAGGACGGGUAGCACUCCAUGUACGAAUCCUCAUCCGCACCACGCGCCUUGCUCGCCCUAUACACGCAAUCGACGAACGACACGAAGCAAAGACAAUUCCUGAGCCCACUUGGUCUGUAUGUAUGUGUGUGUGUGUGUGUGUGUGUGACGGUACCUGAGGGCCUCCUGGUCCUUCCUCUCUUGCUCCUUCCUCCUGUAGUUGGCGAGGGCUUCUUGUGCUGCUGCGGCAGAUGCAAGCCCCACAUCACCCGCCCCCUCGCCUUCAUCCACCUCCAUCUCAUCCUCGGCACGCACAAUCGGCAAAGCAAUCCUGAUGAGCAUCAUUACACAGAAGAAGGAUACAUCGUUUGUCGUUGGUGUCUGCCGUUGUUUCGCGAUACCUUUUGGCUCUUUGUUUGUCCUCUUCCUCCUCUUCUGCCCCCGUGUCAUCGAAGUACGAUCGACCGCCACCGACAGACACCGCACCAGCCUGUGUGACAGACACAUACAGACAGACAGAGAUGAACAAGACAAUCACAUAGACCGUGUGUCCUCUUCUUGCUGACCUUGAGGUGCUCGGUAGUGUCUUUGGGGUCGAAGUGUCCAGCCCCCUGGAAAAUGUCGUCGUCAUCCUCGUCGAUGGAUGCAGAGAUCUUGCCCUGCUCCACACGGGGGCGCUGACACCACAAACACACACAGAUACAGAAUGGGUGAUCGACUGUACGAGGAUGUGUUUGCUGCCUUCGUCUUGACCUCUUUCUGCUGUGCGGGCCAUGCAGCUGAGCUCGUCUGCUUCUCAGCGUGAGAGGCAGCGGCUGCCUGUGCCUCCGAUGCGGGAAGCUUUGGGGCGAAUGCACGCUCCUCUCGUGGCCGCUGAGACACUGACACACGGACACACACACAUACAUGACAAUCGGGCUGAUGAAACGAGUGUCCUGCUUGCUCACGUCUUUCGUGUCGCUUCUUGCGCCUGUUCUCGGCGUGCCAGUGGUAGAUGGCGUUCAGCUCCUCUCUGAUCGGCUUCUGGACGAUGGCGAUGAUGCCCUCGGGCGGCGCGGGGCAGUCCUCCUUUGAGCGAUGGAUGAAGGUGGGGAUGUCCUGACCCUCCAUGUCCAUCUGCGUGUCGAAGCAAUACGCCAUCCGACCAGGCAAGAACAGCUCAGUGUUGCCGCGGAAACGGUUGCCCUGAGAGAAGCCCGCACACAGACGAGAACACAGAAGUGCGUCGAUAGGCAAGGAGUGCGUGCAGUGUUAGCCAACCCACCUUCAUGAGAUUGUCGUCGAUGCGCUUGAGUUUGUCGUUGAAUGACACGUGGUGCGGGUGCAGCUGCUCCAUGACCUCUCGAUGCACUGAUCGACCGAUGGCCGUCUGAAACCCACGGCGUCGACGGGACUCGGCCUUGCGCUCCUCCUCCUCAUUCCUGGCAGACAGAUAGCAGGCAUUGCUUUCGUGUCCGUGAAUUGUCUGUGUGUGUGUGUGUGUGUGCUGACUUGGCCUGUAGGUUCCUCUGCUCCUUGUCAAUCUCCUGUCGUAUCUUGUUGAGCAGCUGGUAGUCGAGACCCUUCACCAGAUGAGUGUGCUCGAGGUCGCCGCCCUGUCAACCAAAACCAAAACCAACACCAACAUCAACACAGGCAGUCAUCUGUGCCUGUACGCCCCCACAUCUUUGUUCGUGUGAGCUCACUCACCAGGUAUUUUGAUUCGUCGAUAGACCGUGACUUCAUUUCUUGGAACUCCGUCUCCACCUGCUUGUAGUCCUCCUUCUGGGCGCGACGAGCCGCCGCACGGUCCACAUACGACGAAUCCACCUCCUCAUGCUUGUCACCACUGAUCGAUGCGCGCACGACCCGCCACACACGACACAAGCAGACAGGCGGCAAAGCACUCCACAUUGCAUGUGUGCGCGUGCUCCUUUCCCUUCUCACCUGUCGUCCUUCUUGGGUUUGAACGGCCGCGGCCUCUUGCGCUCCUUUGACGAGGAACCGUCACCUGGCUUCUUCCUGCACCACACACCAACCAGGACAACCACGACAAUGGAAGUGAUGAUACAAAUGCUUGUCCUGUCGUCACGUCAUGUCAUGGUGCCCACCUCUUGGCGGCGACAUUGGCCAGCAGCGACGCGUCCGUCUCAUUCAGGAGGGACUUGAAAUCCGCAUUCGUGAGAGGCUUCGCCAUGCCGAUGAUCACUUGCGGUGAAUCAACGCCCUGUCAGCUUACUGUCAGCCAGUUGCCGUCAGCAGAUGGAGAUGCCUCACACGUACGCCAGCAACUACGAAGUGAGUCGCGCUCAAAGGCGAAGAGGAGCUGACUGAAAAUUGGUGCCUAAUCCAGCACUCCAGCUACAGCAACAUGCUUCAGCGAGAAUUGGAGAAUUGGAGGCGCG
Molecule: messenger RNA, 2969 nt
Organism: Vitrella brassicaformis
Lineage: Eukaryota; Vitrellaceae
Source: the annotation of a GenBank genome assembly